Messenger RNA from Drosophila mojavensis, 5760 nucleotides. It is a transcript of the gene Usp1, whose product is annotated as ubiquitin carboxyl-terminal hydrolase 1. The coding region runs from base 452 to 3826 and encodes 1124 amino acids. Gene Ontology annotation, biological process: protein deubiquitination. The transcript is spliced from 5 exons. Gene Ontology annotation, cellular component: cytosol; nucleus. Lineage: Eukaryota; Metazoa; Arthropoda; Insecta; Diptera; Drosophilidae. The record is from RefSeq and is a predicted model, not a curated record. Gene Ontology annotation, molecular function: cysteine-type deubiquitinase activity; cysteine-type endopeptidase activity.
CGAAUGAACAUCAUCUGCCACCGAGAGCGGCCGUACGCUUACGGCGCAUAAGUUUAACUAAUUUCAGUGCCUCAAACCACUUGAAACUAUAAAUAAAUUAAAUGUUAAUGUGUAAGUGCAGCACCGCUACAAUGCCCUGAAGUGCAGCAGUGAAGAAAGAUUUUCUAACCAGGUACAAAAAGAGUUGGACAGUCACACGAUAACCGCCGCAGUGAAAAAAAGUGAAAAUUAGAGUGUGUGUGGUGUCAGUUUAACGAGUGCGGGGAGCGUUGCAUGCGUGCGUAUGUGUGAGAGUGUGUGUAUGAUUCUUACGUUGCGCUACGUUACGUUGCAAGUGAAAUUUCAUGACAUUUGGCAGCGGCAAUUGAAAUUGUUUAUUUUACUCAAAGCAAUGCUACACAGAACAUAGCAACUGCCCGCAAAUGUUGUUCCCCAAAUAUGAUAAUGAAAGAUGCUCGAAUAUGAAAUAUAUGAGCUGAAAGAGGAACAAGUACGUCUUCCGCCAAUCAGCAGCAACAACACCACCACCAACAAUAAAAGCCCAAAAACACGUCAGAACACGUACAUUUUGUUGAAGUCCAACACUUUACUGAAAUCCAAAGCUUCCACAACAUCUGCAACGACUACUGAAUCCGGUGAGCCGUCGCUGCCAGCACCAACGUGUUCGGUCAUAUAUCCAGAGAUACAAGAGUACGUAGAUCAGGUCGCACAGCCCCAACAAACAAGCCACAAAGAUAUCGAGGCGGUGCCAAAGCGUAAACGUACUCGACGUGUUUAUGUGGCAGAGCUCUCGCGUUGUGCCAGUCUAAGAUCAAGGCAACCAGCAGCAGUUAACCUACCACCCAUACCGGAGAAAGCGUCAAGUCCAUCACCGACAGCACAGUCAUCGCCUACGCCCACAGAGGCUGCCGAGUAUCAUAAGUAUAUCAAGUUAGAACAUUUCAAACCCGAGUUUUGGAAUCGCAUUGAAGAGGAGCCAGAACCGAAAGUAACUGGAAGAAAGCGACGCGGAGGUGGCGGAGGUGUCAACGUCAGCGGUAGAAAUCGCAAGCGUCGUUCUAAGAUCGAGACCGAUUCUAAUUUCUCAGCGGAGACAGCAGCGGCCAUCGCUGCGGCUCAAAUCGAGCUUGAUUCGAAUAAACCGGCGUCGCGCGCUUUUCGCAAACGCAAACGCAGCUGCAACAUGUCGCUAUACGAUCGACGGUAUCAAACAACCACAGACGAACAGCGGCGCGUGGCCAAUGGCUAUGCGUCUGGCGGCCCUGGUCUGCGAGCUGGCAAUUCAUCCGUUACCGGAGACAACGAUUCAACCGAACUGCAGAGCCAUCAGUAUUAUGGCCCAGCCGGUGGCAGCAAUUCGAGCGGCGCCAGCUCCAUCCCCGGCAGUGGACUAAAUGGCAGUGGUGGUACAGCAUUGAAUCAUGUGCCCACUAUGGGAACGCUGUGCAACAUCGGCAACACUUGCUAUUUAAAUUCGGUGGUGUAUACGCUGCGUUUUGCCCCGCAUUUCCUGCACAAUUUGCAUCAUCUGAUUCAGGAUUUGAAUGUGGUGCAGCAGGCGAUACAGCGUCAACAGAAUGCCAAGUCCGCCUCGCUGGGCCGCAACGUGAGCGGCAGCGGUGGCGCUCAAUUGGAGCACGCACGCAGCUGGAGCAGCAAAGAUCUGGCCACAACAGACCCGUACAACAGCACCAGCAAUGGCAGCGGCAGCAACGCCGCCAGCAGCGGAAGCAAGAAGUCAACACAUCAGUCGGUCAGCGAGAAGUUGCACGAUCUGUACAGCAGUCUGCAUGGCAAUGAGAUGGCCGACUCCAGUGAGCCCUAUCAUGCGGACACCCUGUUGCAUGCCAUACAGGACGUCAAUGCCACAUUCGAGGGCAAUCAACAGCAGGAUGCGCACGAGUUUCUAAUGUGUGUGCUGAAUUGUAUACGCGAAACGAAUCAGUCGCUGAUAAAGGCCAUUGGCGAGUGUCCGGAAGUGAUUGCGAACGGCUACAUUGCCAAUCCUGAUGAUACGGAUACGGUCGAUUCCAUGGAGCGCUCUGAUGUGGGAAAUCAUGCGCUCAUGAGCGCUUCCGGCAAUGGCUCGAUAGCAACUAGUCAAAAUCAAAGUACCACAACAACAAAAACAUCAUUUUUUUCACGAAAAUCAAAGAGAAAAGAUGAAGUGAAAUCCUCAAAGGCGACACGAUUGCAGUCACCGCUCAAAGAUAAUAGUCCAACCACAGCUGGCGGUGGCAUAGGAACCACCCAUGUCGCCUCCAAUAGUCUCUUUUAUUUAAACACAGUCGAUCUCAGCGGUGCUCCAGCUGCUUCAGCUGCUGCUGCUGCUGGUGCUAAUACCACAGCAUCAGCUGCAUCGACCGCACCUGCAAAAUAUUCCAGUGAUGAUGAAAUCAAUACGGCUAGUCUGCUCAAGGAUAAAAUGCGUUUGGAGGAGCGCAUCCGCGAGCUGAAUAUCAACUUUUUCAACUCUGAUUUUGAAGGUAUUGUGGUGCUGACCACCAAAUGCCUGAGCUGUGAAACAAUUACGCGUCAGAAGCAAGGCAUGCUCGAUAUCUCAGUACCUGUGCCGAUUUCGGGCUAUGAUAAUGCCGAAUUGCAGGAAAAACCCAGCGCCUAUAUACAGAACUCUUGCAUAACGCGUGAAUAUUUUCGCGGCGAUAACAAAUACAGCUGCAAUCAGUGUACGGGCUACACUGAGGCCAUACGCUCCAUAUCGUAUGAAGUGCUGCCCCGUCUACUGGUCAUCCAACUGAAUCGGUUCUCGGGCGGCAUGGAGAAGGUCAGCACCUAUGUGCCCACAACAUUUACGCUGCCCUGCUUCUGUGCCAAGUGCUGUGAGCUGAGCGAUGCCAACAAGCUGCACGUUUACAAGUUGUACAGCGUCAUAACGCACGUUGGCGCCACGUUAACAGUGGGUCAUUAUAUAGCGUACACCUGCUUCUUGGACCUGGCCAGUGAUUACGUUAAUUGCCCCAAGGAUCGACGCAAUGCGACAAGCAGCGCACAACAACAGCAGUCAGCGGCACCAGCAGCUGGCAAUGAGAACGCGGCGCCAAGCAAUAAUGGGAUUAGCAGCAUUGCCAGCUUACCGGUGUCAGCGGCUGCCUCGGCUUUGGCCUCGUCGGGCACCAGUUUGAUGAAGAAAAUGAAAUUCGGCCGCAACAAAGCAUCCAGCAGCGGCGACAUGAGCAAAAAUGUGAAGCAAGUGAACGGAUUCACCAGCAAGACCAUCACCAAUGGCAUUGGCAAGCUCAGCAUGAACACCACCUGCCAAGGCAUCAACUGUUGCGCGAUGCGCCUGUGCUGCAGCCAACAGGCGAGCAUGGCGGGCAGCACUACCGCCAGCAACAGCGACUUCAGCGAGGAAUCCCUGCAGAAUGGCAGCAACAGCAAUCUCAGCUAUGGCAGCAGCACCAACAGCUGUGCGUCGUAUCCCACGGGCUAUGGCAGCACGGGGCGCGGCGGAGUCAAAGCCAACUAUACGCAGGGCAACAGCAGCGAGCCCAUUUGGUAUAUGUGCGACGAUGAUAAGAUCAAGGCGAUGACACAACGGGAAUUCGAGGAGCUGCUAUCGCCGACGCGCAAAAUUACAAUUACACCAUAUUUACUGUUCUAUGCACGCUUCGAUUUGCAGCCGGCGACGCCACAGAAGCCGAGCUCAUCAUCCACACCGCCACCACCGCAGCCCACGUCAGCAGUGUCGGCGUCGUCCGCAGCAGCAGCAGCAGCAGCAGCAGCAGCAGUAGCAGUGCCGGCGCAGCAGCUACCGCAGAGCUCCUGGUCAAAUGAUAAUCUGCAAAGUGGCUUGCACAAGAUUUGAAAAGUUUUUGCGACGCUGCGCAAGGUCAUCAAAUGUAAAACAGAUGUAAGACAAGCAGCUAAAUGAACAGCAGUAGCAGCGGCAGCAUUGAAUAAGCAACCAUAUAAAUAGAGCAGCUAUGUAGGAACUUACAUUCAAAAGUACAUUAUAUAUAUAAAUAUAUAGGAAACAUAUACAAAUACGUCUCUUAGUUUAGGUCACACGAGUGUGGGCAUAAGUUGAAGCAGAAGUCUGUUUGUUAAACAAUUGUACACGUUUAAGCUCUAUCGUUUAUCUACAUGCAUAAAAACAAUUAACAAGAAAGUAAACUACAUUUAAUAACUCUUAUAUACGAAACAGCAACAAAAUGUUUAAAACUAAAUACCCUUAUGACUGAAGCCAGUUACAAAAAAAAAAAGAUAAAAAAAAAAAUAAGAAUGAAAUGAAAAUGAUAUAUAUAUAUCUAUUAUAAUUACCACGCCCAGCCAAAGCCCUUGUUUCGGGCCUGGGCAACUCUGUAGGUUAGUUGUGGUCCAGUUAAAGCCGUUGGCUAACAAAUUCAAUUAGUUUGACACAUGGCAUUUACAAUGUACUUUUGCGUUCAGUUCAAAAACAUUUUUUACGUUAAUACAUGUCUAUAUACUAUAUAUAUAUAUAUAUACAUAUACGCUAUUUUGAGUUUAGCAUACAUUAAGUAUUGUUGCUUUUAUUUGCUAUGAAAACACUAAAUUUUAAUUUUGUCUUGGAAAUUCAUUUGUUCACAUAACAAUUAAAGCUGAAAUCAAAGCAAAAAUUGUAAACACGAAUUUAACACGUUACGAACGCUAUGCAAAAACUUGUUUCGCGCCUCAGUGAAAUACUAAUGAAAAAACACACGCAUCAAAUCUCGAUAAGCCGUUUGUAAAUUAACAUAAACAGAAGCUCAAUUCAAUAAGUAAUUUACAAAUAUGAUAAUACAUCUUUUGAAUAUAGUUAAUAAAUCCGUUUUGUGCAUAACUUCCAUAAAGAAGAAAUAGCCUAAAGGCAGUUUCAGCCUGAAGGCAGCUUCGGCAACUUGUAAUUCAAGCAGUAGCUAAAUAUUUUGUUCUACAUAAACAUAAAAACAAAUACAUAUAUACGUACAUAUUAAUAAAAACGAUUAUCAAUGCAUCUGGACAUAGUAAUAGAUAUAUUUCUAUAUAUAUAUAUAUAUAUAUAUAUAAAUAUAAACAUAUUGGCCCAAGCAUACAUAUAUCAAGUGUUAAAUAGUUGUUACAAUUUAAUGCAAACCAAUAAAAGCCCGUCUUUUAGGCCAAUUGAGAAGAACAACAACAGCAGCUAAUAGAAGAAGGAGAAGAGCAACAACACACAACCAACACACACACACGUUCACAAAAGUGCAUAAAAUUGAAAGUCAAUCAGAGAAUUGUUAUAAAUGUAAUAAAAGUUUAUACUCAUGUUUUUCAUAGGACAAACUAAAGCAAAAUAAGGAUAGCAACAACAACACAGAGACACACAACUUCAUGUAUGUUAAUACACAACAAAACACUCACACAUACACCUAUGCUAAUUAUAUUAAUUAAUAAUAAAAAUUAAAUUUCAUAAUAAUACCGAAUGCAAUCUGUUCAGCUCUUUAGUUAGGGGUUUAGUUACGUCAUUUCAGGAGCGCUGCUUUAGUGAUAUUAACAUUUACAAACACACAAAUACAUAACACACACAGAACACACAUACAUAUUUAUUUAGCUUGUACUUGUAAUUUGUAAGAUCUAACAAUUCCAAUAAAACAACAAUUGGAAUCAAACAAAAAUCCAAACCCUAACAAUAAUUGAAGUUUCCACAAAAUCGUGUUGAAGAAGCGCCGUUUAAUUCCAAUUACUUUUAUUAUUACGAUAAUUAUGGAUUAUGAUUAUGAUUAUUAUUAUUAUGAUUGAGUAGCAUAAUAAAACAUGCUUAAAUAUACGAAAUAUACAACAUAA